This is a messenger RNA of Protomyces lactucae-debilis, 1847 nucleotides long. Its product is annotated as putative aldehyde dehydrogenase. Gene Ontology annotation, biological process: aldehyde metabolic process. Gene Ontology annotation, molecular function: aldehyde dehydrogenase (NAD+) activity. The record is from RefSeq and is a predicted model, not a curated record. The transcript is spliced from 2 exons. NCBI's taxonomy places the organism in Eukaryota, Fungi, Ascomycota, Taphrinomycetes, Taphrinales, Protomycetaceae. The coding region runs from base 129 to 1661 and encodes 510 amino acids. Gene Ontology annotation, cellular component: cytoplasm.
AAGUCGGCUCUCACGGUGGCAGCCCGAGACUCCGCAUUCGCCUAUAGUCCAACUCCACAGUACUCAACCAUCUCUCUUUGCCAUCCAUCUUUUUUCCUCAAUAUUUGUUAUUUGUGUAACUAGUCAUCAUGAGUUACGUUGCAACCACCAAGGCUGAGAUUGAUGCCUACGUCAGCACCUUGCGCUCGACGUUCUUGAGCAACAAGACGAAGCCGCUUGAGUAUCGUCGUACUCAGCUCAAGAAAUUCUGGGAGGCCAUGGACGCGCAUGAGGUUGAGUUCCAACAGGCUCUUGCUAAGGACUUCGGCAAGCCUCCUGAGGAAGUCAUCCUGACGGAAACCAAUACCCUCAAAGCAGAGGCGAUUGAAGUCAUGCAAGCCUUGCCUAAAUGGAUCAAGGACGAGAAGGGUCAUGCAAAUUUCCCCUUCAACCUUGCUGGCCCCAAGAUUCAAAAGACACCCUUGGGUGCUUCGUUGAUUAUUGGUGCUUGGAACUACCCACUCUUUGUGACGUUCGGUCCCUUGAUUGGUGCUAUUGCUGCUGGAUGUCCCUGUGUGAUCAAGCCUUCUGAGCUAGCACCUGAGACUGCAGCCGUGAUGCAGCGCGCUAUUCACAAACAUCUCGACCCAACCGCCUACCGCGUUGUGCUCGGCGCCGUCGAAGAGACGACCCACCUGCUUGCUCAGAAAUGGGGUACUAUUUUCUACACCGGUGGCGGCAACGUCGGCCGUAUUGUUGCUACUGCAGCAGCCAAGCACUUGACACCCGUGACACUCGAGCUCGGUGGCAAGAAUGCCGUCAUCCUCACAAAGAACUCUGACCUCAAUUUGGCAGCCAAACGUAUUGCCUGGGGUAAAGUCACGAAUGCCGGUCAGACGUGUGUUGCACCUGACUUUAUCCUGUUUGUCGAUACUGGUUUGGAGGAGAAAUUUAUUGCUGCUUGGAAGAAGUCUGUUGCCGAAUUCUACCCCGGUGAAGCAUGGCGCAAGCCAGGCAAGUAUACGCGCAUUGUUAACGAGAACCACUACAAGCGCAUCACUAAAUUGCUCAAGGACACCCGCGGUCGUGUUGUCAGUGGUGGCUUUACGGAUGCUUCACAGCGCUUGAUUGAGCCUACGUUGGUGGCUGGCUGCACACCCGAAGAUUCUCUCAUGUCUGAAGAGAUCUUUGGCCCCGUGUUGCCAAUGCUCAACAUGUCGAGCUUGAAUGAGGCCAUCUCCUUCUUGCAAGGCAGAGACGCUUCCCUUGCUCUAUACAUCUUCACCUCUGACAAGUCUGAGUCUGAGAAACUCUUGAGCAGCGUGACGUCCGGUGGCGCUAUGAUCAAUGAUGUCUUGUCACACUGUGCAUUGACGAGUAUGCCAUUUGGCGGUGUUGGUGAAUCUGGAACGGGUGCGCACAAUGGUAUCUAUGGAUUCAAUGCCUUUACGCACCAGCGCACGGUCGUCAACCAACCAGCCUGGCUUGAAUUGCUGUUUGGUGUACGCUAUGCACCCUAUACGCCUAGCAAGAUGAAGCAACUCGCUGCGCUUGCACCCAAGAAGUUUUGGAAUGCCGAUUACUCUGAGCGUUCGCGACUCGUCAAGAUCCUUCGCUUCACUUUGACGCUGGGUGCUUUGAUUGGCGCGUACCGCUACGUGAAGAUUCAGGCUCGUCUGUAGGCUAUGCAGUGUGUAUUCUGUAGCUUGUUAUCUAAGCCAGCCAUGUCCACUCUGUGAGACAGUGAGAGUCUAUCGGCGAGAAGCGAGAUGAAAACCUGGGGAAGGGGGCAGUCACACAGACAGAUGUAGAAGCUGUAGAUGCACAGUAGAUGAGACGGAGCAGAGCAAGGAAAGGGCAGCAGGCCA